Coregonus clupeaformis (lake whitefish) is the source of this 1618-nucleotide messenger RNA. It is a transcript of the gene klf1, whose product is annotated as Kruppel-like factor 1 (erythroid). NCBI's taxonomy places the organism in Eukaryota, Metazoa, Chordata, Actinopteri, Salmoniformes, Salmonidae. Gene Ontology annotation, biological process: regulation of transcription by RNA polymerase II. The transcript has 3 exons. The record is from RefSeq and is a predicted model, not a curated record. Gene Ontology annotation, molecular function: RNA polymerase II cis-regulatory region sequence-specific DNA binding; DNA-binding transcription factor activity, RNA polymerase II-specific. The coding region runs from base 274 to 1467 and encodes 397 amino acids.
AGUCACGUCCAAACUGAGAGAGAAGAGAGAAAGAGGGGGGGAUACGGUAGAGGGGUAGAAUGGAGAGACGACAGCUGUAAAAAAAGAGAAGUAGGCUACUUGCUAUGUCAAAUUGGAUAAGAGACAGGUGGAACUGUUUUCAGGAGGACUGGUUACUUAACAUUUGCAAUAGUCUAAGCAUUGUGAGAUGGUCAUGUAAAAGAAAAUACAAACCUCACAAUAUUGUCACCACUGUAAGCCGUGUAAAGUUGACAUCUAACUCUAACUGAUCAGAUGGCUGGGAUACAAGCUGCUGUGCUACCAUCCUUUAGCUCCUUCUCAAACUUUGUUCACUCUAAUGACAAUAUGAAGGUGUGGAAAUUUGAGGAUGGCGCUCUCAGUCUGGACUCUCAAACCAAGAGGACGUCACCUGGCAACACCAGUGACCAGCAGCCGGUUCUUCCUCACCUGGACGAUGAAAGUGAAACCUCAUGGGACAUGGAGUUCUUGUUGUCUGACUGGAGCAGCCCAUCACCUGAGCUGAACCCCUCUCUGGACUACAACACUCAGCAUCUUCCUCAACCGGACCAAACUGGACUGUACCAUGAUGGAGGAGGGGUGUUGAAGGACCAAAUAAUUCCAGACAGGCUUCAUAUGGGCAGCAGUAGCCUGAUGGGAGAGCUGCUCACCCCCUUGGAGACCAUUGGUUCAGGCAUACCAGAACUCUACAACUGGUCCUUUAGUGAUGACCAACAGGUUCGAUCAUCAUCAUCAUUAUCAUCAUUCCCCACUCAACCAGACGUGGACCAGUAUGGUUUCACCCCCGGUAGAAACCAGGAGAGACAUGGCAGCGAUAGAGCCACUGCUGUCCUCACUAAGGCCAAAUCAUGGGACUUUGGAAUGGGACACUACUACCCCAAACAAUACACUUCCAUGGUGACCUUUCAAGAUGGAAGAUUCCUCCAAGCCCCUGUCUCCAUGACAACCUCUAUGACCUCUGAACCUCGAACCCACCACUACAGCGUCCUCCAAAACUACCCCCACCACCCGGGUCUAUACCACAACCAGAACAACUACAAUCUCCACAACCACCACCACCAACAAGCCUCCUCCAGCCACUUCCCCCACUCCCAGCCCCAGCAGCCCCACCUGGCUGUCUACUCAGGGGUUCCCCCUGGUGACUUGGAGGGGAAGCGCAGCCGCAGGAUGGUGGUGAAGAAGAGGGCUGCCAUCCACAGCUGUGAAUACCCAGGAUGUAGUAAGACAUAUACCAAGAGCUCCCACCUCAAGGCUCACCUCCGCACGCACACAGGGGAAAAACCAUACCACUGUACGUGGGAGAGCUGUGGGUGGAAGUUUGCCCGUUCAGACGAGUUGACCCGUCACUACCGUAAACACACGGGUCAGAAGCCCUACGAGUGUCUGCUGUGUCAGAGAGCCUUCUCCCGCUCAGACCACCUGGCCCUGCACAUGAAGAGACACACAUGAUGAGAGGAGAGGAGAUGAGAGGAGGAUGGGUAUGACUGGGCUGUGUGAGAUUAUUCACACUAAUAUGCGUGUCCCUGUAUACACACACUCUCCACUGUCGUUCUGGUUCUCAUUCUCUCUCUCUCUCUCUCGCGCUCUCUCGCUCUCUCUC